AUGUUCCACCACUGGAGCAUUGGUGGAGCAGAGCACCGCCAAGCCCAGAUGCUCUACAGGCUUUUCCACUUGCGUGCCAGUAUCACGCACCAAGACAUGCGCAACUUUUACGAGCUUGAAAAAUAUCCGGAUUUUUUGCUCCAGCCUGUGGACAACCCUGCUGCAACCGACACCUUCUUCUGGUGGUUCCGAACCCGAUCUGCGAUCUUCGCAGACACGAGCUGGACUCUGAUGCUGGUGUCUCCUGUGCUGUAUCUGGGCUUCGUGAUCGUGGUCGUCAUAGUGGUCGGCACCCUUGUGCUGGAGGCUACAGGUGGCAUAGCAUUCCCUACCAUCGCCUACGCAGUGAUCGACGGAAUAUUCUUCGGGACCUUCAUGCUCGGCUUCAUGGUGUACGGGUCACACGUCAAUGACGCGCUGUCGUUGGCAGCCCCUGUGAUUGGUCAGCUGCCCGAAGUUCAAAACCUUGCAGUUCAAGAUCUGCUUAGCUUUGAAUCGAUCCAUGGGAUGCAGCUGACCUUCCUGGGAAUUCCCGUUGGGACGCGAUUGGUGAUGUCCUACCUCACGGGGCUGCUCUCCUACGGGAUUGCUAUCCUCAUUGCAGUUAUCAAGUCGCUCUUCGUGCCGUGGAUCUUCAAUUACGAGCCCCAGCAAUAG
This is a messenger RNA of Symbiodinium natans, 657 nucleotides long. The record is from the annotation of a GenBank genome assembly. NCBI's taxonomy places the organism in Eukaryota, Dinophyceae, Suessiales, Symbiodiniaceae.